Molecule: messenger RNA, 814 nt
Organism: Phytophthora infestans T30-4
Lineage: Eukaryota; Oomycota; Peronosporomycetes; Peronosporales; Peronosporaceae
Exons: 2
Coding region: 14-814 (266 amino acids)
Molecular function (GO): DNA binding
Source: RefSeq, a predicted model, not a curated record
CAGCUCAGUCUCGAUGGUUCCGGCACGCACCUCCAUCCCGCCGGCAUCUCCCGUCCUAUUCGCGCCCCCGAGAGCCACCGAAUCCAGCACAAGCCCCACGUGGGAAGAGUAUCUGGCUAGCAGCAACACAUUCACUCUCCCGGUCCACGCGCCUUUCGGAGACAACCCAACCGAGCCACGACCAUCGUCGUAUCCUUCGAUGUCCGUCUACACUUCAACGUCAGCGUCCAAUGGCCACUCACCACCUUAUUCAGCCCACGUGGUCUUCUCUGCUCCACCCGAACGUCGUCUCCUUCCAGCGCCGAUCCAUAAGCGUAAAAUGUCACCAGGUCCAUGCCAAACGCUGCCGUCGCCCCCGCUCUCGGCCAUUCGACCCGCUCUGAAGAGAGCAGCAAGAGGUGAAAUUCCUAUUGGAACUCAGGUGGGACGCUGGACCAAGAGAGAGCACGAGUUGUUCCUCGAAGGCCUGCAACGCUUUGGCAGGUCCUGGAAGAAGAUCUCCAGUCUUGUCCACACCCGUACACUGGUACAGAUCCGUACCCACGCUCAAAAGUAUCUCCAGAAGCAGUCCCGCGCAGCGAUUAAGCCCGACGCAACUGCGACAGAGUCUCAGCAACACUCGCGAGUAGCUCCCAGUCCUCUGGACUACUCAAGUUCUCUGUCACAACCCGCACCUCAGCUAAAUCGACUGGAUCAACUACUUCAAGACGACAGCGCCCUACCAGCCUUCGUGGACGAGUACUACACCAGUCCUACCGGUAUCGAAGACGAUCUACUGCGACCAUUGCUCAACGGCGAGCAAUGGCAGCUCUAA